Messenger RNA from Bactrocera tryoni, 387 nucleotides. Its product is annotated as histone-lysine N-methyltransferase SETMAR-like. The record is from RefSeq and is a predicted model, not a curated record. Gene Ontology annotation, molecular function: nucleic acid binding. Bases 1 to 387 code for a protein of 128 amino acids. NCBI's taxonomy places the organism in Eukaryota, Metazoa, Arthropoda, Insecta, Diptera, Tephritidae. The transcript has a single exon.
AUGCUGGCUCGAGCCAAUUCGGAUCCCACCUUCAUGGGCCGCAUAAUUACUGGUGAAGAGGCAUGGGUCUACGAAUAUGACACACUUACGAACCAGCAAUCAUCCGAAUGGCGGCCCAAAGGCACUCAAAAGUCGAAAAAACCACGCCAAAGCCGAUCAAAAGUGAAGGUAAUGCUCAUUGUUUUCUUCGAUAUUCGUGGUGUCGUCCACUAUGAAUACGUACCAACUGGUCAAACCAUCAGCAAAAAGUAUUAUGUUGGUGUUAUGAGGCGCUUACCAGACGCUAUCCGUCGUAAGCAUCCGAGUUUGUGCGCCAACAAUUCGUGGAUUCUUCAUCAUGAUCAUGGCAUCCCGGAAAGUGCCUACAAAAAAUCUUUUGACAAUUGA